CGAUCACACAAAGAAAUCCAAGGCACAACCACUAUGAAGAUCAUUCUCCUCCUCCUCAUCCUUGCACCCCUCUGCGUGUCCGUCACCGGCCGCCUCAAGUGCCCCGGCGUGCCCUACAACGGUGCUGUGGCGACCUGCUACCAUGGUUGCGGCACGAAGCUCAUCUACGACCUCUGCAUCAAGACGAUGCAGCAGGGCCACAUCGACCUAUCUCCGUCGCACAAAGAAGAGACCACCGCGUACGCCAUCCUCGUGCUAAGCGCCGCCGUGGAGUCCACGAGGACCACGUCGCACACGCUGACCUACCAGCUCCAGAAGAACGCGUCCAUCUCCGUCCAGGAAAGGGCGUUCUACGGGGCAUGCCUUAACGACUACGUCGCGGCGUUGAACUCCCUCGACCACACCCUCGUUGUGAUGCUGCCGAACUGCUUCUUUCAGGGGAUCAACGACGACUACCUGAGCGCGUUGGCUAGCCUGAAUAGUUGCAGGGAUCGGUUCAUAGGGCCGGUUAUGUACACGUCGCCGUUGUACCCCCUGGUUUUGGCCGACCGAAACAAGGCCUUGCUGGCUUACUCGCUUGGCAAGUUGCUGUUAUGAGUAUCGUUAGAUCUAGCGGCAACAUGUAGACAGAAGAGCGAUCAAUAAAUGCGGGAAUUGUCUACACAAA
Aegilops tauschii subsp. strangulata is the source of this 667-nucleotide messenger RNA. RefSeq lists its product as uncharacterized. NCBI's taxonomy places the organism in Eukaryota, Viridiplantae, Streptophyta, Magnoliopsida, Poales, Poaceae. The record is from RefSeq and is a predicted model, not a curated record.